GUAUGGUUUGCAGCAUCUAGCCAAGCAUUCUUCUCGUUAGGUGUUGGUUUCGGUGUACAUUUAGCCUAUGGAAGUUAUAAUCAAGUUGAUCAUCCAGCUUAUGUGGAUUGUAUUUUCACUACUGCAAUGAAUGCGUUCAUUAGUGUCCUGAAUAGCAUAACUUUAUAUUCAUUUAUGGGUUAUUUAUCAAAGUAUCAAAAUGUUCCACUUUAUCAAACAUUUGAUGGAAGUGAGUUUAUGAAUAUAUUUUUAUUUUUGAAAUGUAUGAAUUAA
Molecule: messenger RNA, 273 nt
Organism: Trichobilharzia szidati
Lineage: Eukaryota; Metazoa; Platyhelminthes; Trematoda; Strigeidida; Schistosomatidae
Source: the annotation of a GenBank genome assembly